UAUAUAUUUCUGCGGGAGAUAAUCCACUGCAGUUUGCGUUGAAACAUUAGAAGUUACACAACAUGAGUUUCGAGAAUAAGGUUGUGAUCAUAACGGGCGCCAGCUCUGGCAUCGGCGCGGUUACAGCCACAUCGUUUGCGAAACAACGUGCCAGUGUAGUCCUUGUUGGCCGAAACGAAAAAAGACUGAGGGAAGUCGCAAAAGACUGCGAACAAUACAGCAAAACGCUUAUAAUUAAAGCAGAUCUAUCUAAUAGCGAGGAAAUCGAAAACAUUAUCAAACAGACGAUCGCUAAAUUUGGAAAACUGGAUAUAUUGAUCAACAAUGCCGGCUUUUUGGCAUUUACUAAGGUGCUGCAAGAAGACAUGAUGGAGGUCUACGAUAAGGUAAUGAACACCAAUUUGCGAGGCACGGUCCAUUUGACCAACCUCGCUGCACCUUACCUGGUGAAGACUAAAGGAAACAUCGUCAAUAUUUCAAGCAUUGCUGGUCUAAGUCUCAUAACUCCUGAAUACAUUAUCUACAGCGUGUCUAAGGCUGGUAUGGACCACUUCAGCAAAUAUGUGGCAGCAGAGCUAGCCCCCCACGGGGUCAGGGUGAACACAAUCAACCCUGGACCGGUCAGGACGCCGAUCUUCGACGUGCCAGAUGCACCUCAUGACGCAGAAUCCUUAGGGAACAAGACCGCCCUCAAGCGACCCUCUGAUUCCCAAGAGAUUGCUGAUUUGAUUUUGUUCGUCGUUGGAGAAAAAGGUAAAAGCAUGACCGGCUGUAAUUAUGUGAUAGAUAACGGAUUUCUUCUUAAAUAGUAAUUGUAUAUUUUUUAAUUGUCAUUUAAAUAUUUAGAAUAGUACCUAUGUACGUACACUUACAUUAUCAUAAUAAAGCAGUGAAAAAUUACAAGAAAAUAUUGGUGUAGGUACGUAUAUGUGAAUAUGAUACCAGUUUUAUAUUUAAAUUUAAAAACUUUUUAACAAAGCCAGCAAUAAUACAAGGACACCAAAAAUAUACAAAAAAUAUAUCUAUUAAUAUAAUAGAUACAAUAAAGCACGUAUAUAUACAUAAUUUACUAAAACGGGCACUAAAUCCAUAGUUUGUUGAAUUAAGUGAUUAUUGUUUGUAGAGAGUAGGCAAACUAAUGGAACGCCCACAGAGAUGUUUCUAUUGUGAUGAGGAACCCGUUCGAAGAUUGUGUAUUGGAAUUUGAAAUAAACAUUUUCGACUAUUUUCAUAUUUCCUAAUAAGUUUCAUAAAAAGUGGCAUGCAUUUAAAAUACGUAUAAAGUUCUUUUCCCCUUUACCUAAAUUGUUAGCAUAUGUAAAUAUUAUUACACAGAAAUCUAUGAUUUAUUUUCAAUGUAUAUUGUUAUAUUAAACAUUUGUUACUAUGUAUAUUGUGUACGUACAAGAGGUUAGAUCAAGCAAUCAUGUUUGCCAUUUGUAUGCCUUCAUUAAGUUUGGCAUAUUUCCAACUAAGCCGGUAUUACUCAGAGAACGUCAGUGAGCACAAUGUUUGAGAAUAUUAUAUUAUUAAUGGACUUGCAUUUUUGUGUUUUGAAAAUAAAUAUUAUCAGAUGGUA
Molecule: messenger RNA, 1579 nt
Organism: Manduca sexta (tobacco hornworm)
Lineage: Eukaryota; Metazoa; Arthropoda; Insecta; Lepidoptera; Sphingidae
Exons: 1
Coding region: 63-809 (248 amino acids)
Source: RefSeq, a predicted model, not a curated record